This is a messenger RNA of Castor canadensis (American beaver), 9681 nucleotides long. RefSeq names its product protein phosphatase 1 regulatory subunit 3B (gene Ppp1r3b). NCBI's taxonomy places the organism in Eukaryota, Metazoa, Chordata, Mammalia, Rodentia, Castoridae. Gene Ontology annotation, biological process: regulation of glycogen biosynthetic process; regulation of glycogen catabolic process. Gene Ontology annotation, molecular function: glycogen binding; protein phosphatase regulator activity; protein phosphatase 1 binding. The record is from RefSeq and is a predicted model, not a curated record. Gene Ontology annotation, cellular component: protein phosphatase type 1 complex.
GGACGGGACCCCGAGUGGGGAGAGGUGUCUGGAAAGUUAAAGGGUGUCAGCGCGGCCGCGAGAGCGCGAGUCCUGGGUGACCGGCCGAGGGAAAGGCGAGCGGGACGCUUUAGCGCGCGGACGGAGACCGCUACUGGCUGAGGGCCCGGAGCUGAGCCCCAGUCCCUGCUGUCGUGACGCUGUCACUGUCACCCUCCACGCGGAUGGUGCGCCGGGCUGGCGCGUCUGCCCUCGGGAGUUAUGAGUUGUACGGGGUACGUAUCUCCCCAAGUUUCGAUCCCAGGUUCAGAGGCAAUGCACCCGCGGCAAGGGGCGCACGGCGGAGCCCCCUUUUGCGCCCCCCUCCUACACUUCCACCGCCCCACUUGCAGUUACACGCCGGUGAUGGAACACGAUAGAGGGGUUCGAGUAAACUGUGGCUUCCACGUGGAGGGGCGAUCUAGGCACCAGAGCUGGACCUUCAUGACCCCCGGAGCUGCGGGCCCGGGAUUUGGGGCUGGUACAGCAGACACCCUUGAGCCCUGUUGUCCCGGGUUCGAAAGUGGCACAAAGUUUCCAACCUGGGACCUGAGACUUUUAGAAGUUGUCUACGGAAUUGGGCGGUGGGGUCUGAAGCACAAGGACAAGUCGGCUGCCUCUCUUUGAGGCUCGGUUUCCUGAUAAAAGACCCCUCCAGACCUUAAAUGCUAUAAAGUUGAGUUUACUUCUCCUAGCUCCUUCCUGGUUUGAUUCAGACCACUGUUUGCUGCAUUCAAGAAGGGGACACACUUGGUAGUCUGGGACAGGGACCGUCCGGGCCAGUGUGGUGAGGCGGCCCGCGUGGGGGUGCUCUUGUGGCGCGGCGCGCUAGGGACCCGGUGGCCCCGCCGCCCCGCCCCGUCCUGGUGUGAUAACUUGGGCUCCUCCCCCUUGUCGUCUUCAUCUCCGGGAACGCAGCCCAGGCCCUGCCUCCCGGACACACCGACGCUCACGUAGUCGGGUGGCAGCGGCCGCCUUGCCACCUCUCUCGGGGCUCUCGGAUGCGGCCAGCGAGCUGGGGCGGGGGCUUGUCCGCCUCCCGAAAGGAUUCUAGCCUAUCCGUCUAACCCCAUGAUGGCUGUGGACAUAGAAUACAGAUACAGCAGCAUGGCCCCUUCAUUGCGCCGAGAGCGGUUCGCCUUCAAGAUCGCACCAAAGCUGAGCAAGCCACUGAGGCCCUGUAUUCAGCUGGGCAGCAAGAAGGAAGCCAGUGGAGUGGUGGCUCCAACGGCCCAGGAGAAAAAGGUGAAAAAGCGAGUGUCCUUCGCGGACAACCAAGGGCUGGCCCUGACAAUGGUCAAAGUGUUCUCAGAAUUUGAUGACCCAUUAGAUAUUCCAUUUAACAUCACUGAGCUCCUAGACAACCUUAUGAGUCUGACGACAGCAGAGAGCGAGAGCUUUGUUUUGGAUUUUUCACAGCCUUCUGCAGAUUACUUAGACUUCAGAGAUCGACUUCAGGCCAGCCAUGUCUGUCUUGAAAACUGUGUGCUAAAGGACAAAGCCAUCUCGGGCACUGUGAAGGUUCAGAACCUUGCGUUUGAGAAGAUCGUGAAAAUAAGAAUGACAUUUGACACUUGGAAAAGCUUCACAGACUUUCCUUGUCAGUAUGUGAAGGACACUUAUGCUGGGUCAGACAAGGACACAUUCUCCUUUGACAUCAGCUUACCUGAGAAAAUUCAGUCUUACGAAAGAAUAGAGUUUGCUGUGUGCUACGAGUGUAAUGGCCAGGCGUACUGGGACAGCAACAAAGGCAAAAACUACAGGAUCAUCCGGGCUGAACUAAAAUCUACUCAGGGAACCGUCGAGCCCCCAAAUGGACAAGAUUUUGGAAUAUCCUUUGACCAGUUUGGAAGCCCUCGAUGCUCCUAUGGUCUGUUUCCUGAAUGGCCUAGUUACUUAGGAUAUGAAAAGCUAGGACCCUACUAUUAGGACUACAGUUGACAGGUUGUGACUUUGUCACGAUGGAAUGGAGAAGCCAAGAGAAGAGCAAAGUUGAACUGCCAUUAGGCCCAGUUUUUGGAAAGAAAGGAUCUUGUUCACUUUUCUUUGAAACCAACAAAUCCAACCAGGCAUAGAUCCCAGAACUGGUUUCUCACUGAAAAGAGGAGGUGCACUGGUCCAUUGUGGCACCCUGGUGGCCACAAGGGCAUGGAGCAGGAUGAUACAGAAGGGUCUGGAGAGGAACUAAGCCUGCAGGCAGUGCUGGCAAUGCUGGAAAGCCUGGCCUCUCCUCUGCAGCCGGAUGUGGAAAGUCAGUCACCUUAGAGAACCCUCAACUUUGGGUGUUCUCCACCAGCCGCCCUUUCCUUUGUGGUGCUGCUGUCCCAUGAAUACUGAGAGCCACCCUUUAUCUCUGGGCUGUGACACACUGAUGUUGCACAUUUCUGUUAUAGCUUCAAGAGAGAUGGGAUCUGCUCCUUUUUAUGCAAGUUCAUUUGUUUUGCAUUUCAUUUUCUUCCACAGUUCAUCCGAUGUUCAAGCAAAGAUAAUAAAGGCAACUAAAUAGCCUGUGACUGAGACAGGCAUUUCCUCUCGCCUCCUCCUGACCCCAUGUUUAUCUUCCAGCAUUGGAAAGUCACCGGUUCCUGUGUGGGGUCACAGAUUGGAGGGUUAUAAGCAGACAGGGCAGUCAGGAGUUGUAGCUUUUCCUCUUGGCUUUUGGUGGAGCUUUCUAAGCACUCACUCUCACCCCAAGUCACCAGAAGUCUCAAUGACAAGAUUUGUUUUCACUUGCUUGGCUGGUUUGCAGGCCUCUUCUUUAUGAAAGAAUUGUAGCUCUUCUUUCGGGGAGAGUCUUCCAAGCUGUGUUAAGGACAUUUGUUUUGCAGAUCCGGCAGAUCCUCGAAGCCUUCAGAAAUGCUUACUUUUAUUUUGCCUGUGCUACACAAUGUUCAGGACACUUUACAAGCAGCUAGAGACAUUGAUUUGGGUGUUUUUAUUUAUGGUGUGUGAGUAUGUAAAAGGACAUGGGAUAAAAACCUCACCAAGUUCUCAUAUGUUAUUUUAAAUGUUUGCCAACUCUGAAAUACCAGAAAUUAAUUGUUCUUAACCAUAUUGGACUAAAAUGUGUUGGUGAAUGCUAGUGUGAAACUCCCAGGACAUUCACUGUUGGAUGGAUUCCCCCAAACCUGUGAUUUUCUUGGGCAAGAUUGGUUUUUACUUAGGGGGUAUUUGAAAAAUAUUUUUCAUGUAUAACUAUAGAAUUUUUUCUAUUUUUUUGUUUGUUUGUUUGGAGUUUGGUUAAAUGACUGAUUUUAAUUCUCUUUUUGCCUGAUCUUAAUAAAGUUAGGUUUUCCUAAGGCAUAUGGGAAAAAGGAGUGCAUAGUUGCCUGAAUUCAAAGGUACACAUGGCUGCUGGAUUUGCCAAGCAAAGAAUCUUGUGCUUGAAUUUUCCAGAUUAAUUAGAAAAGAUCUCCUUGUUCUGUGGCUUUGUACCUUAGUGUCAGGCAGGUAUUGAGUGCCUUGGCUCAUCGAGUUAUGUGGUUGGGGUUUAUUUUUAUUUUUUUCUUUUUGAAUUUUAAAAUGUUUUGACUUUUUAAAUACUAAGUGGUAUUUGUUGUAAUUCUUAUUCCUUAAACUGGCUGUUACUAGUCUGCAAUCUAGUGCUUUGUUUUUUUGUGCCUGUCCUGGGUGGCUAGCACUCUGGGAUUACAUGAUACAUGGGUAGAUCAUAUUUGUAUCUUAUGCUGAAAUUGGGCAGGGCUGUGCUUUAUCUAAGCAUACCAUAAGUACACAGACAGAGUGGGUGAUCAGAACUAGUAAUAGCAUAAAUCUAAAUCAGAUGGAAGCAAAUUGAUCUGAUGUGGGUUGUGGAUUUAAUUUUGUAUGAAUUUCCUCUCCAAUGCAGGAAAGCAAGAGGGUACAGUUACUUGCAGGUCAUCAGACUAAGGAUCAUUCUGUAUUCAGAAGAAAAUGGGACUCAAGUGAUUUUAAAAUAAAGUCUGUAAAAAUGAUCCCCAGACAUUCCCAGGUCAAAAUUUGAAAUAUGGUAAUUGAAUGAUAAGUAUCUCUUAUAAAAUACCCGUAAGCCCUCCCCCUCCCCUUUUUUCUCCCAGCUCACCGCAGCUUUCUUGCUUGGGGCACUGGAGGCAAGCCCCCAGCCGGCACACCUGGGGUGUGCACAUAUCCCCAGCUCAGCUACAAAGGCAAGUCCCCUCCUGCUUUCAGAGGUCCUUGUCCCUGAUCAAAGAGUAUGCUUGCCUGAUUUCCCUGAAGUCUGUCAUCCACUGAGGAUCAGAAGAGUCUUCUGUUUAUCCCUCUCUCUUCUCCUGACACAGCCCUCCUCCCUCUGGCCUAGUCUGCCCCAUGAUUCUCCCAGCCUGAGAAACUGCCCUGAUGGACUCCCCACCCUUAUCUCAGAGCUCCCCAUCAUGGACAAGCCCACACACUUGGGAGGGGAGGCACCCUCCUUUGCUGGGGACUUCACUGGCCUGACCUGUCGCUUUGCCAUCAUGUGCCUUUUCGUUAUGGUGAUGAAUGGCCCCCAUUCAUGGCGUCCUUCCCUUAUUGCUCAGAAGGACCAACACCUGUUCGGUGCUGUUCUCCAGAACUGUGUUGCCAGAUCUGGGGUCCACAAAUGGGAGAGCAACUCCAUUUUCUUUUCAUAUUUAUUUCCCAAAAUGCCCUGAAGUGCUUUUGCAAAUAAGGUGCACUAAAUAAGCUGGACUACAUAAAGAUAUAUAAUAAAUAAGCUUUCAAUGUUUCUUGGAAGAUAAGAAGCAUGGAAUGGGUUUUUGAAAGUGUUAUUAUAGGAGAGCCAGUGAGAAGUGAUGGAGCCCUGUAGUUCUCCAGAAAUUGAAAGAAUCUGAGUCAUUGGUGGAAUUUAUUUUUAUCUCUAAGAUUUAAUUUUAAUGGGGAUAAAACAUGAUACAUUUUUAAAGACAUAAUUUUGAAUUGCUUUGUGUUAUUCGAUCUUUGCAUAUUAUUUGCUUUUUAAGAACAAGCAUUACGUGUCAUCUUGAUGUCAAAUGGGCAAAAUACAUGCUUUCUUUUAGAAGGGCCCAUAUCAAGGGUCUUCCGUCUAGAUGGACAGUGACCAAAACCUUGAUGAUCUUUCAUUCAUUUCUGUUUUUUAAGUCCCCCCACUAGAUACAGGCCUGUGGCCCUUUGUUCUGAGGGGUCUGGAUCUAGUCAUAUGUCCUAAAAUUGGAGAUACAAAGUUACACAUAUAAUGAGAUCCUUCAUGGGAUCUUAUAGGAUUACCCUAAAACAUUAUGGCAGCUUAUCUUAAUUUCCUGAAGUGGGACAAUAGGACACCUCAGGAACAGGCAGUAUUUCCUGGCGGUGGUUGUAAGGUAUUGUGUCCCAAGUUGCAAAACUGAGAAUUUUCUUCCAGUUUUGUUGAUUGGUUCUAGAGACACCUGGGCCAGUGAGGACUUGAGAAUUCAGCUAUGAAAAUGUCUCACUUUUACUUUGAUGUGAAUGUAGAAACCAGGACUUGUCUUCUUUUUAUACCUAAAAGUGCCUAUCAAGAAAUUCCUGCAUGUUUUUAAGAAAUAAAUAUUUUUGUACACAAAGUUAAAGGGGAAAUGCACUUUAAAAUCACAAGAAUAGAUGUUUUGUGUGUGGUAUAAGAGAGUGGUUUGUUUGUAUCUAUCUCAAAAGCAAAAAUGUAAUAAAGAUAGAAACAACAAAACUGAAACUGUCCCUCUAUUCUUAGAGCCAGAGGAAAAGAGCAAUAUUUUAAGUCAAUGGGUUUCCACAUACACAUCUUGGGUUUCCAAAAGUAUAGAUCUCAACAGUGGCUGCUAUAAAGCCAUUAAGGCACAGAGGUAGGGAAGGGGGGUCAUUAUGUUUUAAGCUGUCUGGACAGUGAAGACCAGUCAUAGCUGAGAAGAUAAGUGCCAGGGAGGAGUCCAGGAUCAAUAUUAUUCUGUCCCCAUUGUUAAUGACCCAAGGUCAUAGCUCUUUCUGUGCUUGCUCUUGAAGUGUAGCACACACAAGCAUAUCAAGAAAACUAUCAGCGCUGUCAUAGUUUUGAACCAUGAUCAAACUCUGUAACCAGAAGAGGAACCAGCUCCUGGUGGAACGUCCCCUCUCCAUUGUGUAUCAGACAUUCACCCUAAGAAAGAUUUUCGAAGAUGCUUUAUUUCAAAGUUCAGAAGAAGGGAUGGAUAACAGCUUCCAGAUGUGUCACAUCCACAGCCUCUGCCCCCAGCCCAGGGAAGGUGCCUAGUGGUACUACUGUGGAAGGAUAGAGUGUAUGAAAGUUAGAAGCUAGGGUAUAGAUGCAAAAGUAAGUUCAUGCAUAAUUAUCUUUCGCAAAAAUUGUUGUACACUGUCCAGAGUUGCCUUCCCAGAAAUGAGAAGAGGGGGAAUAACACUUUUUUUGUGAAUGUCUACUCGAUAUUCAGUACACUUUUCAUAAUCAUUACCUAAAUAUGAAAUCAUUACCUCACCUCUGAGAUGGCUGGAGUAAAAAUAUUAAAUGAAAAAGAAAACCACUUUUCUAGAACCAUGUGCCCAGAACACCAGGUGUCCAACUCUGGAUGAUUCAGUAGAACAUUCGCUGCUUGUCCACCUUAGACAAGGCAGGGUGGUGUUUUGUCCACCCAACCCUGGUAAUUGGUGCACAUGUGUUCAGUGAGUUCUCUGGUGGGCAUAGGGCCUUCAGAAAGGCCCUGGAAGUUGAGAAACCUAAGUCUUGAUCUUCCUUUUUUUUUUUUUUUAAUUUUUGCAGUGCUGGGGAUCAAACCCAGGGCUUCAUGUGUGCAAGGCCAGCACUGAGCUACAUCCCCAGCUCUAAGUCCUGCUCUUUAUUCUGCCACUGACCUCUAAGGCUUCUUGUCCCAUCCCCUGGCCUCCUGAAGGGGACUACGUGUGCUGAGGGAAACCAGGCUCUUAACAGAGCCCUGAGUACCAGUCAACAUGUUAAUUCUUUAAAUGCUUCCAAACAUAAAUUCCUGUAAGAAGUCCCAGGAACACACAUGCCUUCUCCCUGAGAAUUGUGAGGGUGAAGACGACCACUUGAACUUCAUAAAGUCAUUCAGGCUGGAGGGAAUAGCAGAGAGAGCUGUCUUUCUGUGGGCAAAUAGAUGAAGGCCCUGAGUGAGCUUCCUCAUCUCACAGGGCCCAGUAGGAGGAUGAUACGUGAUCUUUUGGUUUUUUUGUUUUCCAAGAACUGUCCCCUUGAGUCAGAGUCAAUUUCACAGAACUAAGAGAGCAAAUUGAUGUUUCUUAAAAGUGGCCCUUCAUGCUGGAGUAACUCACUUCCCAGGACAGCAGUGAGCAGGACCAUCUUUAUACAGGAAAAAGCAUGUUCCUCCCAAGGGCUUCCCUAGCCUGUACAAGGCCCCAGUGCAAGUGUAAAAGUUAGAAGGAAAUGAAGGGGUAUCUUUGAGAGCCUGAUUGGAACUCAGAUGUGACUGGAGGGCAGAAACCACCAAAGGGACCUGUGUUAUCACAGUCCCAGGAAAUAGACAGGACUCUUGGCCUCCACCUUCCUUUUCCCAGAGUAGGCACUCAGGAAAGGAAGGCUCUCACUAAAUCCCAUUUUUCUUCCUUCCCACUCUAUCCUUUGUUGGGGGAAGAAAGAGGAGUCUCAGCAGAUGUCUCUUGCCAUCCUCCUGGGAUCCUCCAGCAAGUACCAUGCUUGAAUUGAUGUCAUUCCACAAACACUGAUGCCCCCCCAGCAUUGAGCCAGGGCUGGACCUUGGAUUUGACAGAGACAGGAUACAGAACAGUCAUCUAUAUUUGGGACCAAAGACAUCAGUAAUGAUCCAAGAUUCUGGUCCUCCACUCAAAGCAAGUCCAGGCAGUCAGCUACAAGCUACCAACCUUUUUUAAAUAUAUAUAUUAAAGCAAUGGAUAGUAGAUAUUUUGGGUUUUGUGGGCCACAAACAGCCUCUUACCUAUUCUUCUUUGUUCUUAUCUGAAGACCCUUUAAAAAUGUAAAAACAAAUCCCUCAUUGGCCACACAUAAACAAGAUAGGGCUGACUUUCCUUCAGGCCAAGUUUUGCCAAUUCUGAUGAAGAGACGAGUGGCUGCUUGCUGAGGUCUGGAGAGAGGUGGUUAUUUUUUAUCUGCUUGCCUUGUUUGGUUUGUUUUGUUUUAGGAUGGCCAUAUUACUUAUGGUCCAAUCUGGGAUACUUUUAAGACUGAAUAGGGCGCUGUAAAUCCUCUGGGAGCACUCAGUGUGUCAGAGCAUCCGGAGCAAAGCCUACUGCAUCAACACCAUCAGUGCUCACCUGUGGGUCCCUUGGGCUUUUCCUAGACUUCCUAGCUCUCUCUUGGGAGACAGAGCUGAGACAGCUGAGAGAGCUCGGGGCAGUCGUGUGCCAGAAUCCAUUCUGUCUGGAUAGUGCUUUUCUUUUGGAUGAAUUAUAAUAGAAUGGUGAUUUAGUCUGUGGCUUUGAUAUAUUUUUGUUGGUUGGGUUUUCUGUUUCCUAAUUGUAGGGCUGAUGACCAAAAGUCUUCUGGAAAUUCCAGUCAAUUCACGGGUAACAGUAGCUUGUUUAAGGGGAAAGGGGUGAUUAAUGGUUUGGGCUUGUUUACCCCUGCCCCACUCUACCCCUGUGCCCUAAAACUAGGGCCUGGCAAAGCUAGGAGGUACUUCUUAUGGACAGACUGAGGCCACAUCUGUCAGCAUUCCAAACUGAAGUCCCCAGGAGGAAACAUCCAAGCACUCCUGGGAAAUAUUGCAACCACAAGGUCUCAUCUUUCUCUGGUCCCGCAAGUUCAAGAGCGCUUCAGCACUAGAGGAGCCCAGAGAGGUGGGACUUCAUUUCCAGAGUGCUCUGGGCCUAAAGAACCCGUUCCCUUAGUGGCCACCAUGAGCUGUAGCACAGAUACUCUUUUAUAUCUGUCACCUUCUCCUACAGGUAUUUACCAAUACCCAGGGCUGAAGAUGGGCCUGUCAAGCUGGGAGAACCCCAGUGUUAGUGCUGGGGGGACUUAAAUGGUUUGAAUGAGGCCCCAAUAUAUCAAAAGGUAACUGCACCAAAACAGGAGGGCUCAUUUUGCAGCACCCAUCCCUCUUUGAGAAAAGGUGUUUUCUCUGCAAAAAUCCCUCCCACAGCUGUUGGCUUUUCUGCUUUAAAAUGGCAUGGUUUUUCUUCAGAGCCUCUCUAGGCAGAAUGCACUCUCUCUUCACCAGGGCACAUGGCAACAGUGAACAAGCCACACUGGGUUGGCAGGGCCUAGAAGAGAGUGUAACAUGGGCACUCUUUCUGCGGCAUUUCCCAGCACCGCCCACUCCCCAUCUCAGCCUCUCCACCACAUCCCCACAGGGAAUGAGACAUCUGUCCCAAGUUGCAACCUCAGCGCUGAGCAAUGGGUGAACUCAGAGGGGAGUGGCUGGUGGUUUUCCAAGUCCAUGAGGCAACGGAUUCUGUUCUUAAACCAAAUCUUACAUGAACCAAGUGUGCAAAAUAGAAAAGGAGUUGUCGAGCUGUGGCGGCGCUGCUCAGUGGUACGGUGCAUAGGCAAGGCCCUGGGUUCAGUCCCUAGAACGAAAAAAGAAAAGAAAAGAAAUUGCCCAAGGUGCAGGAAGAGGGAAGGACACCCAUGCCCCUCUACAGACCCCCGAGGCAUUCCUGAGCUCCAGGUGACAGCCUUUUCCUUAGCACACAGGAGUCCUGUGCUCCACCUUCCCAAGUUCACAGACAGAGCUGAAGGAAAUCCUGAAGAAAAGACAAGCAAGCUCACAAACAAAACCAUCAUGG